AUGAAGUAUUUAGUAUUUAUAGUUUUGUUGUUGGUAAUUGGAUCAAGUGCUUUGGUCCACAGACCAAUUUCUGAUGUAGCUUUAAAAGAUAUGGUGGAAGCUAAUCAAAAUGGUAGCAAUUUACUGGUUGUUGUAUUCACUUCUUCAAACCCAGAACAUAAAACCUGUCAAGCUCUAAAUCAAAAAUUAUUGGAAUUAGCCAAUUCUCAUAGUGAUGCUGCAACAUUUGUUUAUGCUGAUGUUGAUGAAAUUAAUGGUAAUGAUAUGAAACCAUACAUCCCAGGAUAUGUCAUGUUGAGAGGUGCCCAGUUACUUGAAACAAUUCCAUUGGCAACUCCCCAACAAUUCGAAGAUUCAUUAAAUUCCUAUAUCCUUUACAAUUAG
This is a messenger RNA of Heterostelium album PN500, 384 nucleotides long. RefSeq lists its product as uncharacterized. The record is from RefSeq and is a predicted model, not a curated record. The transcript is spliced from 2 exons. Bases 1 to 384 code for a protein of 127 amino acids. Lineage: Eukaryota; Evosea; Eumycetozoa; Acytosteliales; Acytosteliaceae.